AUGAUUCCCUCCCAGAAGCUCAUCGCCGCCAUCGCCGCAGCCCUGGCCACCGCCUCCGCAAACCCCGUCGAGAACCCCGACGCCGUCGAACCGCGAGCGGCACCAUUCACGGGGGACCUCACCUUCUACGAGCCGGGGCUCGGCGCAUGCGGCGUGACCAACGAUAACGGCGACAACGUCGUGGCCGUCUCGCAGCUCCUCUUCGACCAUAAGACCCCCGGCGGCAACCCCAACAAGAACCCGCUGUGCGGCCGGAAGAUAAACGUCCAUCAUGGCGGCAAGACGCAGCUCUUCACGGUCCAGGACCGCUGCACGGGGUGCAAGUUGCAUGACCUCGAUGCGACGGUGACCUUCUUCGAGAAGUUUACUAGCCCGGAUAAGGGACGGAUUCCGAUCACUUGGACCUGGGCCUAG
This is a messenger RNA of Anthostomella pinea, 414 nucleotides long. Lineage: Eukaryota; Fungi; Ascomycota; Sordariomycetes; Xylariales; Xylariaceae. The record is from the annotation of a GenBank genome assembly.